Molecule: messenger RNA, 1344 nt
Organism: Physella acuta
Lineage: Eukaryota; Metazoa; Mollusca; Gastropoda; Physidae
Product: carbohydrate sulfotransferase 12-like
Biological process (GO): carbohydrate biosynthetic process
Cellular component (GO): membrane
Molecular function (GO): sulfotransferase activity
Source: RefSeq, a predicted model, not a curated record
GACGAAGCCGAGGCAGAAGAUCAGAAAAAGAAGUUUAGCCCUGACAGUGGAAAGUCUCCCAAAAAAAGGGAACUUGAAGAACUCUCACAGAUAAUGGCGCAGGAAAAACAAAAACACGACAUGAAGUGUGAGCAACAUUUACUCAACCCCGCACACGGUCUGGUGGUGAUCUCAAUAGCUCCAGACUCACAGGGCUCUGCGCAUGACAAGAGGGAUCUGGUGCUCCAGUACUGUAACGGCUCGGCCAAAGACCCCCCUAGAUUCGCCCGCUGGAUACGGUCGAGGGCGCACCAAUUCUUCCACUGCCCCGUGGAGAAGACCGCGUCGACUUUCUGGCGAAGAUUCACCUACCAGUUGGAGUUUACUCACCCCAUGAGAUCUCCAUUCGACAUCAACUCCACCUUCAUCUACGACAUCUUCAAAAAAACCAUCACUGUCAAAGAAAAAGGGGACGCGCUAAAGAAACUCUGGAACCAAUCAAUCAAACAGCUCUACGUGCGGGACCCCUACUCCAGACUUUUCUCAGCCUACGUCGACAAAAUCCUGACGCCCAACCCUUACUACUGGAGGUUGUGGGGUGUCCCAGCUCUACCAAAACCUGCAGGUAAAAACAACACAGCAUCGAAGGCCACCAGAUGCGCCAACAGCGUCACGUUCCCGCAAUUCGUCAACUUCGCGCUCACAAAAUUAGGUCAGAGCGACCAUCACCUGACUCCUAUAAAUAGAUUAUGCACGCCAUGCGCAGUCAACUACACGAUCAUCGGCAAGAUGGAGACCUUCAGACGAGACACGCUACAGUUGCUGGCCCUGCUGAACAUCACAGAGAAACAGAUGGAGUUCCAGAGAAGGUCGGAGGAUGCUAGCAGCAACGACAUUGGUGAUGCUCUUGACCCGUCCUGGCUGAAAUUCACCCUCAGGUGUAUCAAAAAAGAAAAUAUCAUCCGAAGGAUCUGGAGGAAGCUGCAGAUUCGGGGCAUCAUCAGCUGGAGGAUUCCCUACGACCUUGACCCCGACAAAGCCUUGACAAUGACCAGAAGCUCUUUGAUCGCCCACAUGGAGAACGUGAUGUCAACAUCCACCAACCUGACAGAGCUCAAGCUACAGAAAAGACAAGCCAUGCUAGAGGCCUUCGCCAGCCUAAAGAGCUCUCACUUGGAGAAGAUUAAAAAAGUUUAUCAAAACGACUUUCUCAUGUUCGGAUACGAGCCAAAUAUGGAGGCGCUGCUUUCAGCGCAGCCAAUCAAAAUCACCGGCGCUUUGGAUUGGUGGAAAAAUUGGGAUAUGACGUCAGUCUUGGUGUAGUGUGUGUGCGCGUGUGUGGCGAAAUGGGUGUUGGAGUAUGUG